Messenger RNA from Anolis carolinensis (green anole), 1550 nucleotides. RefSeq names its product actin related protein 2/3 complex subunit 2 (gene arpc2). Gene Ontology annotation, cellular component: Arp2/3 protein complex; actin cytoskeleton. The transcript has 10 exons. Lineage: Eukaryota; Metazoa; Chordata; Lepidosauria; Squamata; Anolidae. Bases 214 to 1116 code for a protein of 300 amino acids. Gene Ontology annotation, molecular function: actin filament binding; structural constituent of cytoskeleton. Gene Ontology annotation, biological process: Arp2/3 complex-mediated actin nucleation; actin filament polymerization. The record is from RefSeq and is a predicted model, not a curated record.
CAGGGAGCCGGCUCGGCUCAGCGCGGAGGUGGGUGGGGCCCCCGUGGCGGAAGCGGCUGGACUCGGGCGGGUCCCCGGUGCGGCGCGCUUCUCGCUCGGCUAGGUGGUGUCUUCUCCCCCCCUUCCCCUGCCCUGCCCCCCCGCUCCUCUUCCUCCUCCUUGUUUCCCCGCCCGGCUUCCGUACCCCUUCCUCACCUCGGAGCAGCCGUCGCCAUGAUCCUGCUGGAGGUCAAUAACCGCAUCAUCGAGGAGACGCUGGCGCUCAAGUUCGAGGGCGCGGCCGCUGGAAACAAACCUGAGGCUGUAGAAGUAACAUUUGCAGAUUUUGAUGGAGUCCUUUACCAUAUUUCCAAUCCUAAUGGUGACAAAACAAAGGUUAUGGUCAGUAUUUCUCUAAAAUUCUACAAAGAGCUCCAGGAACAUGGUGCUGAUGAGUUGUUGAAGAGAGUGUACGGAAACUACUUGGUAACUCCAGAGUCUGGAUACAAUGUUUCUUUGCUAUAUGACUUGGAGAACCUUCCUGCUGCCAAAGACUCCAUUGUGCAUCAAGCAGGCAUGCUGAAGCGCAACUGCUUUGCUUCGGUCUUUGAGAAGUAUUUUAAGUUCCAAGAGGAAGGAAAAGAUGGAGAGAAGAGGGCAGUCAUUCACUACCGAGAUGAUGAGACUAUGUAUGUUGAAUCAAAGAAGGACCGUGUCACAGUUGUUUUCAGCACGGUAUUUAAGGAUGACGAUGACGUAGUGAUUGGAAAGGUAUUCAUGCAGGAGUUCAAGGAGGGUCGCCGUGCCAGCCACACAGCCCCCCAAGUGCUCUUCAGCCACAGGGAGCCCCCCUUGGAGCUAAAAGAUACAGAUGCAGCAGUAGGGGAUAACAUUGGAUACAUCACCUUUGUGCUGUUCCCUCGCCAUACCAAUGCUGCCGCCAGGGACAACACCAUCAAUUUGAUCCACACAUUCCGGGACUACCUGCACUAUCACAUCAAAUGCUCCAAGGCUUAUAUUCACACGCGCAUGAGGGCAAAAACAUCAGACUUCCUCAAAGUACUGAAUCGUGCCCGGCCAGAUGCAGAGAAGAAGGAAAUGAAAACAAUCACGGGGAAGACAUUUGCAUCCCGUUAACGCCUGAGGGAAGGUGGAGCUGGAAAACUGUGGCAGAAGGCUGGAGCACUUGCUACAUGAUUAUCGUAGCAUUUUAAUGUUGCACCUCUCUGGGCUCUUAUGGAAAUAAAUCCAAUCGGGUUAUGUUUUCUACACAAGUUUGGGAAGUGAUCUGCAGAAUCGAGCUGUGCUUGCGAGGACUUAAUAGUUCAGACAAAACAAAAAAAAACCUUAAUUCCAUUUUGAUCAACUUUACUUUCUUUACUUUUUUCCCCCUUAUCCCCUUUUUCAAGCUGUUUUGCUUUGCAAUAUGUUUACCGGUAAUGAGUUGCAGUAUUUCUUAUGAGAAUAAUGCAAUAUUAACUUGUUUUUCUUCCAAGUAUUUUGCGUUCACAAUGCCUGUAUCUGAAGAAAUAUUGUUGGGGUUCAUUAUUAAAGGAGAUCUUUCUAUCUUA